GAUGAGAAGCUCUCCUAGCUACCUCUAUUAUAAGCUCCGCCUAGCUACCACAUUUUCUCCUAGUACCCUCAGCCGAGCUCCUUCCUUCUCUAUGGAAGAGACCAGAAAUUUAGACUCUGAGGUUCAAACAACCUCAGCAUCUUCCUAUUCAUUUCCUUUUCCAACAAAUAUUUCAGCACAAAAAAGUUGUAAGACAGUUGAGAAAGCGAAAAUUGGUAAUGAAAGUAAGAAGAAAAAGGUGAAGACGAGUGGGGAUGACGGUAGGCACCCAAUGUACAGGGGAGUAAGAAUACGUCAAUGGGGAAAAUGGGUAUCAGAGAUCAGGGAACCAAAGAAGAAAUCAAGGAUUUGGCUAGGGACAUUCCCUACACCAGAAAUGGCGGCUCGAGCUCAUGAUGUUGCGGCUCUUACAAUCAAAGGCCAGUCAGCUUAUCUCAAUUUCCCGGAGCUGGCUCAAGAACUACCCCGGCCGGCUAGCUCAUCUCCCAGGGAUAUCCAAGCUGCUGCAGCCAAAGCAGCAGGUAUGAACUUCUCUACAAGUAAUAUUAUUAAUGAAGCUGAAGCCACGCUGAGCCAAUCCUUGCCGAAGGCUCCCCACUCCCCGAGUUCAACCAUGGCCUCCCUUGACACCCAAGACUCAUCAACUUCACCCAUCAUCGACAACGUCGUCGUCGAUGGAGACCACAACGACGCCGCCUUUUAUGACCUUCCCGAUCUCCCGGUCAACGAGUUCUGUUACUCAUCAACAUGGCAGCUGACUGGAGCUGAGCCUGUGGAUACCUGUCUCCGGCUUGAGGAACCCUUUUUAUGGGGGUUCUAUUAGAGAGAACACACCCAGCCGUGCUUCAAAUGCCAACAUUAGAUAAUUUUUGUCCAAGAUGUUGCUGACUUCUCCACCUUUUGGACAAUGCCCGGGGAAAGGAAGUUUCAAGUUCAUAUCUCUGCAGGUUUGAUCCACUGUAGAGGCGUUUACUACAGUUUGAAACAUGCAGUUGUUCCGUUAUGGUCAGAAUUUAAAAUUGGUGCAUUUAAAAGUGUAUAAAAUUUUAAACGUUUUUUAAAAUAUUUAAAUAAUAUCAAAUAAUGUACACCGUUAAAUA
Messenger RNA from Alnus glutinosa, 1100 nucleotides. Its product is annotated as ethylene-responsive transcription factor ERF039-like. The transcript has a single exon. The record is from RefSeq and is a predicted model, not a curated record. Gene Ontology annotation, molecular function: DNA-binding transcription factor activity; DNA binding. NCBI's taxonomy places the organism in Eukaryota, Viridiplantae, Streptophyta, Magnoliopsida, Fagales, Betulaceae. Bases 2 to 823 code for a protein of 273 amino acids. Gene Ontology annotation, biological process: regulation of DNA-templated transcription.